AUGGUGGCAAAUCUGCAGCGGUCCGCUGUUCGGGAUGCAUUGAAUCAAUUUCGAGAGCCUUGGCGUUGUUUCAAAGGCACAGUCCAUGAAUGGUAUGAACCAUUUGCAAUGAUGGCUGUAGAAGAGGGUUCUGUUAUUGCUGGUAUGCUGGUUGGGCUUAAUGUAAUUGACUGUAAUCUGUGUUUGAAAGGAGAAGAUCUAGAUAAACAGGUUAGUGUCAUUGACUUCAGUUUGUAUCUUAAAGAUGGAAAUUAUUUAGAAAGACCUGUUGAGUCUGAGGCUGAUGCUCGGGCAAUGUUUGACAUGCCGGAGGAUCCAAACUACAGAAUGCUGCUGGAUCAAAAAGCAUAUCUUGAAGAACUUAAUAGCAAGUUGAAGGUAUCACUUUCUAAUAUGCAGAAGAAACUAGAGGCUACUGAAAGAGUAAAUGCCAAAUUGGUCUCUGAGCUUGCUGACAUGCAGGCAGAUGUUACAUCAUUGCAAGUCCAUCGUGAUCAGUUACAAUCUGAAAGAGACAUGACAACAGAGAGUCAUCGAAAACAAAUUGAAAAUGCAUUGUGUGAUAUUACAACAGAAAGAGAGACAUAUCAACAGUCAAGAGAAGGAUUGAAUGAAUUGUUUCUGCAGGCACAGAAACAACUGGAAGCAGAAACAAGAGCAAGAGAAGAAGCUGAGAAAGAUGCUGCACUUCAAUCAAACAUGCGGCAGGAGUGUGAAGUAGCAAUGAAACUGUUGGAGAAAGACAUUCAUGAAAAACAAGAUACCAUUAUUGCCUUAAGAAAACAGUUAGAAGAUGUCAAGUCACUCAACUUAGGAAUGCACCAGAAAUUGCAGGCUUCACAGGUUACAAGUAGGAGUAAUGAAGAAAAGAUGCAAAACCUGGAAGAGACUGUAAGUCGUCUGAGCAAUCAAGCAGAGCAACUGAGUGCGAGUUAUACAGAGUCUGAAUCUAAUCGUUUAUCAUUGGAAGAGACUCUUUCUAAUGUUAGCCAGCAAAUGACUGCUGUAGAAUUGAAAAAAUCAGAACUAGAAACAGAGCUGACUACUCGAAAGGAAUGGAUAGACAAGCUGCAGGUCAAUUUCCAGAAAGAGCAUGACAAGGGAGUUAAGCUUCAAUCUCAACUUGAAGCCAAAACAAAACUGCAGCAGGAGUACGACAAGCUGCACCAGGAGUACACAGAAUUACAAACUGUAUGUCACGAGCAGGAAACUGCUCUUGUUGAGAUGGGUGAUCAUCUUCGCCAAUCAAGAAUGCAAGUCAGUGACCUAAAACAAGUAACAGACACUAUGAAGGAUUAUCAAUGGGCAGAUGACAGGAGCAUCACUGAUUGUCAGCAAUGCAAGAAACCGUUUUCUGUAGCACGAAGAAAACAUCAUUGCCGAAAUUGUGGUGGUGUUUUUUGCUCCUCUUGCUCUGACAACACAAUGCCUUUGCCAUCAUCUGCCAAACCUGUUCGAGUGUGUGAUUCUUGUCAUGAUGUGCUGUUGCAACGUUACAAUGUCACAUAAGCAGCAUCUUCCAAUGCAUAAGUGGAGUGACAUGUUACAGGAUUUCUGGUUGCGCGCUUCUGAAUUGUGUAUUGUCUGACAUAUGACUUGAUAGCAGUUUCUUUUUUAUGUACCUGUAUGGUUUGAUAUGUGGUGUUGUAGAAAACUUUGUAAGCUUUGAGAUAUGAAUAUAGUUGCAUAUGAA
Messenger RNA from Corticium candelabrum, 1693 nucleotides. Its product is annotated as RUN and FYVE domain-containing protein 2-like. The record is from RefSeq and is a predicted model, not a curated record. Lineage: Eukaryota; Metazoa; Porifera; Homoscleromorpha; Homosclerophorida; Plakinidae. Gene Ontology annotation, molecular function: metal ion binding. Bases 1 to 1509 code for a protein of 502 amino acids. The transcript has 19 exons.